AUGAGUAAAUGGAAACUGUGUCGUCAAACAUUUGGCAAUGAAGAAUUUGAACUAUCUGAAGGUGAUGAAGUCACAAUUGGGAGAGGUCUAGACAAUACAAUAACUCUUUCAAGCAUAGUAAUUUCUAGAAAUCAUUGCUUAAUAAAAGUAAAAGACAGUGAAGUAUUAGUUACAGAUUUAAAGAGUUCAAAUGGUAUUUAUGUUGGACUAAAGAAAAUACCACCAAACAUUCCAUAUGCCCUAACUGAUGCAGAUAUUAUAGGCUUUGGAUGGACAGUAGGAGCUCCACUUGUAAAGAUUUCAGAUAAUGAGAAAUAUGUAUUUAAAUUAAUAAAAUGCAUUACACCCUUAAAAAAUAGAAUUCUUUUCCAAAACAACACAGAGUCGGAAGAAAUAGAUGAGCUUUCUUCAGAUGAUACAAAGGCAGAAAUUCCUAGAUCAGAUGUAAAGUCACCCAUUUUUGAAACGAAAUUAAGUUUAAAACGUAAAUUAGAAUCUAAACCCAAAAAUGUGGUAGUUAAUGAUGUCAUAGAUAUCAUAUCUGACACUGACACAAUUUCAAAUGCUGAAGAUUGCAUUAAGAAAAUGAAAGUAGAACAACCAGAAGAACUUUUGACUAAACUUGAAUUAAAAAAAGAAUGUGAAGACAUUCAAUUCGAAGCAUUUAAUGUCAAACAAGAGUAUUUGGGGUAUGAUGAACUUAUAGAAAUAAAUAGUGAUAGUGAUAGUGAAUCUGAACUUUUUAUAAGGUUAUCUCAGAGUUCACCAAGUAAACCUUACACUAAUCACAAAAGGAGUGAUAAACAAGACAAACACAAUGAAAAUAGCUCUUAUAGUCAAUUAGAUGAUGAUGUUAUAUUUGAUGACAACAUGGAAAAUAUACACGAAGAGGAUUUUAUCGAUGAUAUAAUUAUGAUUCCAACGGAUCUUCCAGAAAAUAAACUAGAUGAAUUCAAAGAUACUGUGGAUGGAACAAGUAAUAAUUUAGUGACAGAGCAUGUAGAAAUACCAUCAGUUGAGAUAAAUAUCUGCGAUAAAUUAAAAGAUACCGUCAUAAGCACCAAUUUAGAUACUGAGCCAACUGAAAAAGCCAUUACACCUUUAAGUCCACCUGCACAAACUUCCACAGCAAUUACUAAAAAAACUCAAAUGAUAGAACCACUUAUUAAACCAACCAGAAGAAAAUCUCAUCAUGUGAAUCAAAAAAGUAAAAAAACUUCUAGCAAACAUUCCAAAGAAAAAAAACAAUCAUCAACGUCAAAAAAAAGUAUUACAAAUUCUCAAAAAGAAGAAAGAAAACGAAAGCUUAAAGAAAUUGCUUCCAAAGAAAAGGAUAUUGAUGUGGAAAAUAAAGAGAAGGGAUCAACUUCAAACUCAAAUAAAUCUGUAAUCAAUGUUAAGGUUACUACUUCAAAUCGAGGGGCCUUCUUAACAGAUGACUCCAAAGCGGCAGACAAAUUUCAUACUAAAAGAGAUAAAAAAAGCAGAGAGAAAGGGAAAGAGGCAUCUGAACCCAAUACAACAAGCACUAAAACUUCUAAAUCAACUAAAACUACUGAGAAAACUAGUAUAGAUCAAAAGAAUGAUACAGAAUGCAUAAAAACCAUUGAAGCUAAAGAACAAAUACGUCAUGAGAAUGAUAAAUCAAAAACAAGUAAAGAAAAAGAUUCUCAAAAAGAAAGUAACAGUAAAUCACAUUCAAGUUCCCGUAAACCUUUAAAAUCAAAAAGUUCACAAGAACAAAUCCCUCUUAAAAACCUUAAGCCCUUAACUGACAGUCUAGAAUCUCUGCCCGGUAAACCAGUGUCGAAAGUGCAGCCAUUACUAACUCCUAAAAAAACGAAAAAGCAAGUACGCUUUUCAAAUACUCCGCCCGUAGUGUACGAAUUCGAAAUUGAACCUGGUAACCAGAUGAAAAAAACCAGUUCAGUGAGAACGAGUCUAGUGGAUGCGAGGAAAAUGCCAAUAUUCUCAUUAGAGAAGAUAACACUCAUGAAAAUUCUACGUUGGAAUCCGCAGUGGCUAGAAGAACAAAAAUCUUAUGUUGAUCCACCACCUAUUUUAGGACAUAACAAUCCGCCAAUGGCUCUAUUGCAUAACUUUAAUAGUCACAGCCAAUAUGUGGGACUUGUCGGCGAUUUACUUCUCAUGGAAAUUUGGGAAUGUUUAACACAGGCAUAUUCAAGAAAUCACAAUCAAAAUAACGUUUUUCAAUUAAGAGUGGAAUCACUGCCGCCCGUGCCAUCACAAGAACGGUACUUCGAUUUAUGCAAUCUUAGUGUAAACAUUUCCUUAUUGACAUCUGAAGUUAAAAACGUGCCAAGAGUUGGUGAAAUUAUGAUUCUGGAAUUUGGACCAGCAGAUAAAAUAAACCGCAGAUUUUUCUUCGUUCACAAUGUCCGAUGCCUUCCGUCUCCCCCAAAUAAUAAAAAUUCAUUUUUCAGUUUAUCACUUUAUACUACUUUUACUAAUAAAAUAAAAGAUUUAAAACGUGGUGAAGUCAUGAUAGGACGAACCAUAGCUUAUAUCAAUAAGGAGUUAAUGUUAUUCGAUGCAAUGGAAUACUUGGCGGGGUCUCCUUUGAGUGACGCCAUAUUAAGACCUCAGCCAUAUCAUUUCUCCCAUGAUAACAUUACAAACCCAGACGAUAUAAAAAUACAGUGGACUAAGACUCUUAAUUCAAGUCAGAAGUUGGCUGUCGCUAGCUCAGUGUCUGCUGCACUCGGGGACCAACCGCGCAUACAAAUGGUCCAGGGGCCUCCAGGGACAGGAAAAUCCAGUGUUAUUUGUGCCAUCGUUAUGACGUACUUUUAUAACGCUACGAAUGAAAGAAAACAAAAUAGAGGAAAAAUUUUAAUUUGUGCUACGAGCAACGCAGCGGUGGAUGAACUAGUCAUUAGAUUGUUAAACAUCAGGCAAAGCUUGCCCAAAGUGUAUCAAUUAUCUGGUGUCCAUAACACAAGCGUCGUAGCUUACCAUGGAACUAGACGGUGCUGUGUGUUAAUGUCCCAACAUAUUUAUUUAUUGUGGCAAAGUGUCAAGAGUGUAGACGAACAAUCGCAAUGUGCAACAGAUCAGCGGUUCCGCAUGGUGCGCGUGGGGCGGCUGGAGGCCAUGCACGCGCGCGCGCGCGACGUCAGCUCGCAGCAGCUGGCGCAGCGCGACGCGGCGCGCGCGCACGACGUACAGCCCGCGCUCGACGAAGAGAUUUCACAUUUAGAGGCCAAGAUAAACAUGUGGAAGACGGCCGAACGAGAAGCAAAGGAUCGCGUUCGAAUCGCCUACUGCCGUGAACGGAUGUCGCAUCUCGUCAACAGAAUAUCACUAAUCCGUGGUGCCGGUGGAUCCGGAGGGGGCGGCGAGGAGGUGCGCCCGGAGCAGCUGGUGCAGGCCGAGCGCCGCAUCAUAGAGUGCGCCGACAUCGUCGUCACCACGCUCGCCAGCGCGCACAACCACAAGAUGAGAGUUCUCAAAGGUCGCAUAGCGCUGUGCAUCGUGGACGAGGCGGGGCAGGCCAUCGAGCCCGAGGCGCUGAUCCCGCUCACGCUGGACGUCACGCGCCUCACGCUCAUCGGCGACCCGCAGCAGCUGCCCGGCUUCAUCUGCUCGCAGCGAGCAAAGCAGCACGGCCUCGGCGAGAGCCUGUUCUCGCGGCUGAGCUCGUGCGCGGAGGCGUGGGGCGGCGGCGCCGUGCUGCUGGACCGCCAGUACCGCAUGCACGCCGCCAUCGCCGACUACCCCAACCGCGCCUUCUACGGCGGCCGCGUGCGCUCCGCGCCGCCCGCCGCGCCGCCCGGCCUCGCGCUGCCGCCCUACGCGCUGCUCGGCAUCGCCAGCGGGGACAGGGGACAGGGUGCGACGUACGCGAACGAGACGGAGGCGUGGGGCGUGGCGCGCGUGGCGGCGGCGCUGGCGCGGGAGGCGCGCGCGCGCGGCCUGGCGCUGGCCGUGCUCACGCCCUACAGCGCGCACCGCGACCUGCUGCGCGACUGUCUGCGCCGCCUGCAGGACCAGUCGGAGCCGCCGGUGGAGGUGAACACGGUGGACAGCUUCCAGGGGCAGGAGCGCGACGUGGUGGUGGUGUCGCUGGCGCGCAGCAGCGGCGUGGGCUUCCUCACCGACACCGGCCGCAUGAACGUCAUGCUGACGCGCGCGCGCCACUCGCUGUUCGUCUGCCUCAACCCGCUCGCGCUUGUGAAAAACAAUCAAUGGCAGACACUAAUCGAUGAUGCCCAAAGAAGAAAGCUGUACAUAACACUCCCCAGCCGAAUGUGUCAACCUGCUUCCUCAAAAUCGAUCUCUCACGAAGAGGUCUUGAAACAUAUUAUAAUUAAG
Molecule: messenger RNA, 4335 nt
Organism: Brenthis ino (lesser marbled fritillary)
Lineage: Eukaryota; Metazoa; Arthropoda; Insecta; Lepidoptera; Nymphalidae
Source: the annotation of a GenBank genome assembly